AUGACCAGGCUUGUGAGCUUCAGAGAAACUGGAGAGCUGGCCAGUAGCCUGGAGCAGAGUGACAGCUAUAUUGUGCGUGUCAAGGCUGUGGUUAUGACCAGAGAUGACUCCAGCGGGGGAUGGUUCCCACAGGAAGGAGGCGGGAUCAGUCGCGUGGGUGUCUGUAAGGUCAUGCACCCCGAAGGCAAUGGACGAAGCGGCUUUCUCAUCCACGGUGAACGACAGAAAGACAAACUGGUGGUAUUGGAAUGCUAUGUAAGAAAGGACUUGGUCUACACCAAAGCCAACCCAACCUUUCAUCAUUGGAAGGUCGACAAUAGGAAGUUUGGACUUACUUUCCAAAGCCCUGCUGAUGCUCGAGCCUUUGACAGGGGAGUGAGGAAAGCAAUCGAAGACCUUAUAGAAGGCUCAACCACAUCAUCUUCCACCAUCCAUAAUGAAGCUGAGCUUGGCGAUGAUGACGUUUUUACGACAGCUACAGACAGUUCUUCUAAUUCCUCCCAGAAGAGGGAACAACCUACUCGGACAAUCUCCUCUCCCACAUCCUGUGAGCACCGGAGGAUUUACACCCUGGGCCACCUCCAUGACCCAUACCCCACGGACCACUAUCACCUCGAACAGCCGAUGCCAAGGCCUUACCGCCAGGUGAGCUUCCCAGACGACGACGAGGAGAUUGUGCGCAUCAACCCCAGGGAGAAGAUCUGGCUGACCGGCUACGAGGACUACCGGCACGCACCAGUGCGGGGCAAAUCCCCCGACGCCUCGGAGGACGCCGACUCCUACGUGCGGUUCGCCAAGGGCGAGGUCCCCAAGCACGACUACAAUUACCCCUACGUGGACUCCUCGGACUUCGGCCUCGGCGAGGACCCCAAAGGGCGCGGGGGCGGCGUGAUCAAGACCCAGCCGUCCCGGGGCAAGUCCCGGAGGCGGAAGGAGGACGGCGAGCGCUCCCGGUGCGAGUACUGCAGGGACAUGUUCAACCACGAGGAAAACCGGAGGGGCCACUGUCAGGACGCGCCCGACUCUGUGAGAACUUGCAUCCGCCGGGUGAGCUGUAUGUGGUGUGCGGACAGCAUGCUCUAUCACUGUAUGUCGGACCCCGAGGGAGACUAUACAGACCCGUGCUCGUGCGAUACUAGCGACGAGAAGUUUUGCCUCCGGUGGAUGGCUCUUAUUGCCUUGUCUUUCCUGGCCCCCUGUAUGUGCUGUUACCUGCCCCUGCGGGCCUGCUACCACUGCGGGGUGAUGUGCAGGUGCUGCGGGGGGAAGCACAAAGCGGCCGUGUGA
Messenger RNA from Puma concolor (puma), 1287 nucleotides. The record is from RefSeq and is a predicted model, not a curated record. Lineage: Eukaryota; Metazoa; Chordata; Mammalia; Carnivora; Felidae.